Messenger RNA from Iphiclides podalirius (scarce swallowtail), 1398 nucleotides. The record is from the annotation of a GenBank genome assembly. NCBI's taxonomy places the organism in Eukaryota, Metazoa, Arthropoda, Insecta, Lepidoptera, Papilionidae.
AUGGCCUCGAUUUUCAAUGUUUUUCUGCGAAAAUCUGCAAAUUUGGGCCAAAGUAAAGCCUUGUUAAAGAAUUUGCCAGUUGUAAAUCAUGUGAACUCUCAGCGUAAUGCCCAUCGCUGGAUGCCCGAUACAGAAUUUGUUAAGCAAUUCGAGGGAGCUGUUUUGUUUCCAGAUGAAUAUGGAAUGAUUAUAAAACAUUUACCAUAUAACAGUGUGAUCGCUCCAACUGAAAAGCAAGUGCGCAAUAUGGUCUUGAACUUUGGGCCUCAGCAUCCAGCCGCUCACGGUGUACUUCGUCUUGUCCUUGAAUUGGAUGGUGAGACGGUGCGUGCAGCUGAUCCCCACAUAGGUCUUCUUCACCGUGGUACUGAAAAACUAAUUGAGUAUAAAACAUACACCCAAGCUUUGCCAUACUUUGACAGGCUUGAUUAUGUGUCGAUGAUGUGCAAUGAACAAUGCUACAGCUUGGCUGUAGAGAAGCUCCUUAACAUUGACAUACCAAUACGAGCCAAGUACAUAAGAACUCUCUACGCUGAGCUGACUCGCAUCCGGAACCACAUUAUGGCUGUGGCAACCCACGCGCUGGACGUGGGCGCACUGACGCCGCUCUUUUGGCUGUUCGAGGAGCGAGAGAAGUUGAUGGAGCUAUAUGAACGGGUCAGCGGUGCCCGAAUGCAUGCCGCCUAUAUACGCCCUGGUGGAGUUGCUCUUGACAUGCCACUUGGUCUAAUGGACGAUAUCUACGAAUUCGCAUCGAAGUUCUCGGAGCGCCUGGAUGAGGUUGAAGAUGUGCUCACCACCAACAGGAUCUGGGUGCAGAGGACCAAAGACAUUGGGGUGGUCACCGCUCAGGACGCUCUUAACUAUGGUUUCAGUGGAGUAAUGCUGCGUGGCUCUGGCAUCAAAUGGGAUCUUCGCAAGACUCAACCCUACGAUGCUUAUGAAUUUGUUGACUUUGAUGUACCCAUUGGAACUCAUGGUGAUUGCUAUGAUAGAUACCUUUGUCGCUUGGAGGAAAUGCGGCAGUCUUUACGCAUCAUUGAUCAGUGUCUGAACAAAAUGCCGCCCGGCGAGGUCAAAACUGAUGAUGCUAAGCUAACGCCUCCAUCCCGAGAGGAAAUGAAGACAUCAAUGGAGGCCUUGAUUCACCACUUCAAGUUAUUCACGCAAGGCUACCAGGUUCCUCCAGGAACCACCUACACGGCAGUUGAGGCGCCAAAGGGAGAGUUUGGAGUAUACUUAGUUUCUGAUGGCGGAUCUAAACCAUACCGAUGCAAGAUUAAGGCCCCGGGCUUCGCUCAUCUGGCCGCGUUGGAGAAGAUAGGCAAGAACUCAAUGUUGGCAGACAUUGUCGCCAUUAUCGGAACCCUCGACGUCGUGUUCGGAGAAAUUGACCGA